This is a messenger RNA of Saxophila tyrrhenica, 1596 nucleotides long. RefSeq lists its product as uncharacterized. Gene Ontology annotation, molecular function: DNA-binding transcription factor activity, RNA polymerase II-specific; zinc ion binding; transcription cis-regulatory region binding. Gene Ontology annotation, biological process: positive regulation of transcription by RNA polymerase II. Lineage: Eukaryota; Fungi; Ascomycota; Dothideomycetes; Mycosphaerellales; Extremaceae. Gene Ontology annotation, cellular component: nucleus. The record is from RefSeq and is a predicted model, not a curated record. Bases 1 to 1596 code for a protein of 531 amino acids. The transcript is spliced from 4 exons.
AUGGAGAAGACGAAACGUCAGCAGCAGAGCCCGGCUUCCGAGGAGCCAGUAGCGCCCAAGACGAAGAGGUCCAGGAACGGAUGUAAUGAGUGCAGGCGCCUUCAUCGGAGGUGUGAUGAGGGCAAGCCGGAGUGCCAGAAUUGCAAGGAUGCUGGCAAGAGCUGCAGCUACAACCGCACGCUGUCGUGGGGUGGCAGGCCGUUCAACAAGAGCCCCUUUCGGGCUGCUUUGGAGGGAGGUGUGGGGGAGAUCGCGACGGGCUCUUCGUUCCGAGAUUCCUCCAAGUCGUUCGUCUACGGCCAGGUCUCCAGCUCGAAAUCGACUCACCGCUCUGUGCUGGCACCCGGCCUGAAGAGGACGCAAAGCGUACCAUCUGCACCAACAAAGGAAACGACCCGUCAGUCAACAUGGUCAACAACAUCAGGAACACCUUCACCGCUGGCAUGGAUUCCGUGGUUGUCAGAGCACCACCGAACCUUGUUCGACCAUUUCGCCAAUGCCACGAUUCGCAUCUUCUCUGACAAUCCGGCAAUGCACCUAGCGAUCCGAUCGUUGACGGUACCAAUGGCCGCUGACACGAACCAUGGGUUUUCACUGUUGGCGGCGAUCUUGAGCCUUGCGUCGACGCAUAGGAUGAAUUUGGGGAUAGCGAGCGACCAGGCGGAGAUUGACUAUUGGCGAGAUAUGAGUGUUGGUCAUCUUCGGCGGCCGGGGAUACAGGAAGACGGAAUGACCGACAACGUAUUUGCAGCAACUGCAUUGAUGCUCUGCAUCCGCGACGCCAUCUCUAACGGCGAGCGACCACUUUCCUGGAGACUACACUUGCAAGGCGCCUCCACCAUCCUGCGAAAGAGCAGCUCGAAUCUAUCCCCCGUUGAGCAGGAGAUGCGUCGCAUGUUGACAAAGUUCGCGAUCUCGAUUCAGCUCCGCAGCUUGCUCCCCUCCUCGUCGACAUGCAGUCUGGACCGGAUGCAGCAAGACUUCGUUCCCGAUGCAUGCGGGAUGUCCCCAGAGUUGAUCCUGAUUAUGAAGGAUGUGCGGGCGCUGCGGCUUGAGAGGAUCGCAUUGCAGGCUAUCGAGUCUAACUCGGACAGCAGCAACAUGGGUCCACUGUGGUCGGCGUUGAAAGGGCGAUGUCUUGAAGUCAUUGUAAGCGCCGAAUCUAUCAUCGACGUCGAUGCCGCUAGGCUUGGUGGUGCGCCAGUUGUGCACGCGCUGUACGGUCAUGCUGCUGCUCUUCAAAUCUACUCUGGAGUGCUGCAGCUGAGCAACAACGACUCGGGCCUGCGGAGCUCGGUGAACGCUGCGAUGGCGCUCCUUCGCGCCUUAACUGAGAGGCCAGAUGCCGAGUUGAGCGUCAUGCUGCUCUUUCCGGUCCUCCAUAUUGGGAGUUUAGUGAUCGAGACCGAGGAUAAGCUUCUGGUGCGGUGGUUGUUAGCUCGCAUCGCUGCGGAGCAGGGGAGAGCCAACGCUACUCUUGCAGCUGCAGUCCUUGAAGAGCUGUGGAGUCGUAGUCUGGUGUGGGACGAUGAUACAGAACAGAUGGACCUAGCAGACUGGAUUGUGUCGAAGGGUUGGGAUUUGUCUCUAUGGUAG